Molecule: messenger RNA, 1028 nt
Organism: Anas platyrhynchos (mallard)
Lineage: Eukaryota; Metazoa; Chordata; Aves; Anseriformes; Anatidae
Source: RefSeq, a predicted model, not a curated record
GCCGUGCCGCUCGCAGGGGCCCUGAUGGGAGCCGGGGACGUGAUCGCGCAGCAGCUGGUGGAGCAGCGGGGGCUGCGCCAGCACCCCAAACGCACCCUGAAGAUGAUGGCCAUCGGCUGCUGCUUCGUGGGCCCCGUGGUGGGCGGGUGGUACAAGGUGCUGGACCGGCUCGUCCCGGGCGCCACGAAGGCUGUGGCUGUGAAGAAGAUGGUCCUGGACCAGGGUGGGUUUGCACCGUGCUUCCUCGGCUGCUUCCUCGGCAUCACGGGGGCCGUGAACGGUCUGUCUGUGGAGGAAAACUGGUCCAAGAUCCAGCAGGACUACGUGGACGCUCUGCUCACCAACUACUGCAUCUGGCCCCCGGUGCAGGUUGCCAACUUCUACUUCGUCCCCCUGAGCCACAGGCUGGCGGUUGUCCAGUGCGUGGCCAUCGUCUGGAACUGCUACCUGUCCUGGAAGGCAAACCGGCUGUGAGGGGAGGGUCCCGGGGCUGCCCCCGCUCCCCGUGUGCCGCCUGAGCGCUCCACCUCCAGGCUGUGACGUGGGGCUGGGGCGUGCAGGGCCCUGACCCCGCUCCCCUUGUGGGACCCCUCCUGCCUGCUGCUGCAGCCCUUGCUGCUGCUCUUGGGGGGGAGCGGGGAGCGGGUCUGGCCAGGGCCGGGGGCUGCUCCAGGGGCCGUGCGGGGCUCUGCCUGUUGGUGCCUUCCCCCAUCCACGCUCCCUGCUCUGCCUGGCCCUGCCCCAUGUGUGGGUUGUUUCCCCCUGGGGGCAGCUCUGUCCUUUUCCAGGGGUUGCUGGGGAAGGAUGAGGGCUUGGAGCAGCACCGGCCUGGUGCAGACCCGGGGUGCAGCACCACGGCUGGGGCUCGGCUCUGCUCCGUGCCUCCCGACCCCAGCCCGUCUGUCCCAGCAGCCACAGCCCCGGCAGCCACCACUGCUGCUCCAGUUACACCUCCAGUGGGAAUGGGAUUUCUGUGCAGCUCUGCUCCUGCCAGCCGGAGCACCCAAUAAACGGCGCUGUUCCCAGCU